CUCGGGCUCGCUGGCUCGGUACCACUUCUGGCUAGGGACAGGGCGAGAAUGGCCAGACUGCCACCAGGACCAUUGUCCUCCUGCGCGUGCCAGGGGACUGCUGGCCUCUGAGGUCAUCGGGCCCACUGUCAGAACCUGGGCAAGGCUUAUCACCACUUGUUCAGCCUGUCAUGCCUGCCAUAUGCCUGCCCUGCGUUGCGUUGCGUUGCACCUACAUGGCAGUGCAGCCCAGAAGAUAGACUUUUCUCGACGGCAGGGCAAUCCUGCUUCUAUUCGCCGGGGCCUGCUGCUUCUGGCCCACCUCCACAAUUUUUGCAUCUCCAGAAUUCCAGAUCGAGGCCAUCCCUUGCAUCGCUCUGCUUUGACGGUCCCGGCUGUUAGUAGUGGUUCUCAAGAGUCCCGGGGGCCCGGAUUUCUCCCACCAACCACCCUCGCCCUCAACAAGUCGCUGCCAUUGUCGUCAUUGUUUAUUCUUCCUUCCCCUCCAGCCCUCCCCUCCCCUUCCCACCCUCUUCCCCUCAACGCCUCUCUUGUGUGGAAUUCGGCACCACCUCUGCACUUCCCCCUCGCCCCCGUCGACGACCCUGCGUCAUCCACUCGUUUGAUACUGAUCAACCGACGGCCCAGAUGGCACGCUGACCACUCCGUCCUGGGAACGAAGCGAAGCGACCCGACCCGACUCGACCCGACCAUCUCUAACUGGACCAAACCAUAUCCGCGGGACGUCGGUUGGCUGAGCGACAGGGAGCCUCCUCUGUCCUGCUUCUGCCCUCCAAGUACCGCGUCUGCGAGUCGCGAAAGAGGGGCACCGGGGACAAAAUUCGCUCUUAGACGGAACAUCACCCCCGACGAUCCUUGUUGUGCCUGUCCCGCGGGCCCGACCUGCAUCUGCUCGUGUGAUAGAGUCUCGCGUUUCUCGCCUCGCUUGGUGGAACGAAACAGGUCGAUUGCCCCGUGCUGGGCACACAGCUAACCGGCACGAAGCACAUCAUGCAGCACGUACCGGCGACCACGCGUUUCGUGGUUAGGCAAGCGGCGGACGAUGACCCGGCCAAGAAGCUGCUCGACCUGAUAUCGGAUCCCUUCUCCAGCGAGCUCGCUACCUCCUCCGUCUGGGCCUCCCUGGCCUCGUCUCUGGGCGUCACCGCCGCUGUCGUCCUGCUGUUCUCUUUCUUCCGCCCAUAUCAUACCGUCGUGUACGCGCCAAAAUUAAAGCAUGCCGACGAAAACCGGGCACCACCCCCGCUGGGCAAGGGCCCAUUCUCUUGGAUUCCUCCAUUAUGGCAGACCACCGAGAAGGAUGUGAUCCGGAUGGCCGGGUUGGACGCCGCAAUCUUCUUGCGGUUCAUCAACAUGCUGCGCAACAUGUUUGUCAUCAUGUCUGUCAUAGGCUGUGCGAUCCUGGUUCCGGUCAAUUAUACCCAGUCUAUCCGAUUCGACAGCGACACAUGGCUCAUGCGUUUGACUCCUUCCAACGUUUGGAACACCGCGCAAUGGGCUACCGUCUUGUGCGCCUGGCUGUUCAACAUCGUCGUGCUUGGCCUGUUGUGGUGGAACUAUAGGAAGGUUCUGCACUUGCGUCGAGAAUACUUCGAAAGCCCGGAAUAUCAACAGAGCCUGCACUCUAGGACUCUCAUGCUUUAUGACAUACCCAAAAAACUAUCGUCGGAUGAAGGAAUCGCCAGGCUCAUCGAUAUGGUUGCUCCCAAUUCGUCCUUCUCAAGGACUGCUAUUGCGCGCGAUGUGAAAAUCCUGCCCAAGCUUGUGGCACAGCACGAGAAAUGUGUGCGAAAGUUGGAGCAGGUCUUGUCCAAGUACCUCAAGGAUCCUCACAAUCUCCCGGCCGCGCGGCCGGUCUGCUCGCCUUCCAAAAGUGACCCGUCUUACUCCACCUACCCCAAGGGGCAAAAGGUCGACGCGAUCGAGUACCUUACCCAGAGGAUCAAGACACUGGAGUAUGAGAUCAAGGAAGUGAGGACAAGCGUGGACAAGCGCAACACGAGACCCUUUGGGUUUGCCUCUUAUUCCGACAUCAGUGAGGCACACGCAAUCGCAUACGCAGCACGGAAGAAGAAGCCCGAAGGCGCCAUCAUCAAGCUUGCCCCUCGACCGAGCGACGUCAUCUGGGACAACAUGCCCUUGAGUGCCGCGACUCGUGCCAGGAAGAAGGUGUUCAUAAGCCUGUGGAUCGCCCUGUUGACCCUCGUGUGGGUUGCGCCCAAUGCCAUGAUCGCCAUUUUCUUGGUAAACCUUAGCAAUCUCGGCUCCGUCUGGCAUGGCUUCCAGAUCUCACUCGAGACCAGCCCUGUGUUUUGGUCUAUCGUACAGGGUAUCGCAUCACCGGCGAUCACGUCGCUGGUUUACCUGCUACUGCCCAUCAUUUUCCGCCGGCUGUCAAUGAGGGGCGGUGACCAGACCAAGUCCGGCCGAGAACGUCAUGUCAUCGGCAAGCUGUUCAGCUUCUUCAUCUUCAACAACUUGAUCGUCUUCUCACUGUUCAGUGGCAUGUGGACCUUUGUUGCCAACGUGACGGAAGAAGCCAGGAAAGGCACCGACGCGUGGACGGCAAUUUUGAAGCAGGAUUUCGGAGGCUCCGUUCUGAUUGCCCUUUGCAGGAUCUCGCCCUACUGGGUGACCUAUCUCCUGCAGCGCCAACUCAGUACGGCCGUCGAUCUGGCACAGCUCUGGAGCCUCAUUUACAGUUUUUUCAUGCGGAAGUUGGGGUCCCCAACGCCGCGGGAGAUGAUCGAACUCACUGCCCCGCAAUCGUUUGAGUAUGCCAGCUACUUCAACUACUGUCUCUAUUAUGCCACCGUCGCCCUGUCCUACAGCGUUAUUCAACCACUGGUCCUGCCCAGCGUGGCUUUGUUCUUCGCUAUCGACUGCGUUUUGAAGAAAUAUCUGCUUAUGUACGUCUUCAUCACGAAGAACGAGAGCGGCGGUAUGUCGUGGCGGGUCGUUUUCAACCGCCUCAUCUUUGCAGUCAUCCUGUCCAACCUCGUCACGUUCCUGGUGGCGUUUAUGCGAAGCACCUAUACACAGGCCUAUGCUGUGGUGCCACUGCCCUUCAUCGCGAUUGGCUUCAAGAUCUACUGCGCCAAGGCCUUUGACAACAAGAUACAUUACUACUCGACCCGAUUCGUUCCUCGUGGCCCCGAGCCGGAAGUCGGCAUCGCGAACAAGGAGAACCUCAAAAAUGAUCGCCUCGCGUCGAAGUUUGGCCACCCUGUUCUUUACAAGUCUCUCAUAACGCCUAUGGUCCAUGCGAAGGCGCAAAACAUUCUUGCGAGCGUGUACCAAGGCCGACUCAGCGAUGGACGUGAGACGGGGGCGGCAGAAGGCACAAGUGUCUCUGGAUAUAGCGACACAUACGCUCUUGAUCAUAUGCGUGCGGGCCGGCCAGGCAAGGCAGCUGGGAGCGGUCUGUCUGGUUUUGAGAUUGUACCAGAGGGUAAGCUCGACUUUGAGUACUACAAGAAUCGCAGCGAAUUCGCCGAAGACCAUGGCCAGGGUGACCUUUUCGGCAACCCUAGGGACAUGAUGCGACCAGGCACGCCUUCGAGCAUGUUCGGCGGGUCAGACACGGAUUCCAGGCCCGGCACACCCACAGGGGGCAUGAUGUUCAGCGGGAGCAAAGGGGGAUUCGCGUCAACAUCAGUUAGUGGCGUUGGAGGUGACGGAAUGGGGCCUGGGCCUGGAUACACCAGUCCUUCGGCUCAGUAUUCGCCAAGGGCGGCACCGUUCGGCUCGCCAGCUAUGGACUACCCAUCAAGAACACGGUCCCCAUACGGCCUUGUCUCAGGCAACGACUCCAUGUCAAACCUGGUUCAGUCAGCAGCACCGAUAGCAUCACCAACGGUCGGUUAUUACCCCAACGAUGCUGGCUCUAGAAGCGCCAGUAUCGACCACGGCACCACCAGUUUUGACCGGCCCAGGGCAGCAGCACCUGGUUCCUUAGGCGGUGGGCCUCAGGGAUACGGGAACCUGCCUCAGGCCGAGCCGGAGUACGAAGACCCCAUGAGCUAUAAUUACUUCCGAGGAGGGACCGGAAGGUCGAGAUAUAAUGGUGGCAGUUAAGAAGAAGCAAUGCGGUCGCGACAUAAAGGAAGGCCCGGGAAGAUCCCGGCGGGAUGGAAACUCAACUGGAAGGAGGAGGUCUGUUUCACAUACACAGACAGAUUUGCAUUGGCUUGGCGUAGCGGUUGACGAAUAAUGAUUGGGUAAUCCUGUAUCGGAGCGGGAUUGGGUUAUAGAAUAGAAGAGCUUCAAGAUUUGUCCCUGGCAGGGAGCUGGUUGCAUACACUGUGCCACUGUGUGGUAAUAAACACGCAAAGCUGCGGAAACCAUUUACUUGCGGAGAAGAUUCCGUCCCUUGCAA
Messenger RNA from Diaporthe batatas, 4378 nucleotides. RefSeq lists its product as uncharacterized. Gene Ontology annotation, cellular component: plasma membrane. Lineage: Eukaryota; Fungi; Ascomycota; Sordariomycetes; Diaporthales; Diaporthaceae. The record is from RefSeq and is a predicted model, not a curated record. The transcript has 3 exons. The coding region runs from base 991 to 4077 and encodes 1028 amino acids. Gene Ontology annotation, molecular function: calcium-activated cation channel activity.